This is a messenger RNA of Rhizophagus irregularis DAOM 181602=DAOM 197198, 744 nucleotides long. Lineage: Eukaryota; Fungi; Glomeromycota; Glomeromycetes; Glomerales; Glomeraceae. The record is from RefSeq and is a predicted model, not a curated record.
ACCCCAUUUGCAUGAUCUUUACUUAAAGCUAUAUCGUUGGAAAAACCAGUAAUCAAGUUAUUUUUGUUCAACUUUGAUAACGGACUCUAAUUAUUUUUUUUUUACUUGAGUUUCACUAGCAUUAAAGCUCAUCACUUGUAUCCUUGAGUAUUUGUAAUAAGAUGAACAAAAGAUAUUUUUUGAUUCUAGAGUAAUCGGACUAGCUUAUUUAAAUAGUCCUACUAGACAAACCAUUUCUUCAACUUUCACAUGAUCACCGCAGAGAACUAUCUUGAUAUUUAUUAUUUUCCUUCCCAAUACUUUUUCGUCGUGCGUUUCGUUUUCUUGAAAGACUCUUUGUUUUUGAACGUUUUCUGGUUAUUGCUUGGUAAACACCCAGGUUUCUUCAAGAUGAUGUUUCAUCAUCAAUUUCCAUCGGAUAUAAUCAUCAUUCUUAUUUACAUCAAAUUUGUAUCAGAGCGCUUACGCUAUUUCUUGGUUGUUAAUAUUAGCCGUGUUGAUUGACAUGUGAUGGUUAAGUAGUAGAUUGAAGUAAAGUUUUCUUAGUUUUGAAGACCAAGUUCGUUGUAUCAUUUCCUUGAAUCAUCUGCCACCAAAAGCCGUCUUUUCAUACAUGAAAAGCAUCAUAAUAAUGUUUCCGCACCUGCUAAAGCAACUGACUAGCUUGAACAAAAGCACCAACUAAAAAAUUACGGCACUAUUUUUAAGGUGGAAAACAAAUAUUGCGGAGAAACAACACUUAUA